AUGACACCACUUCUUCGUUCAAGUAAAAAAGGCAGCCAACAAUUCAGAGAGCUCUAUGAAGGGCUUAAAAACGGCAAAAUAAAUGUGAAAACGGUGUGGCUGCAGGUCACUUCUCCCAUCAACUGGGGCUCGAACAGCAAUGAGAACAUCUAUUUUUUGAACGACAUCAUAUCCAUGGCUAAGUACUAUAGCGUUAGAAUUGGCUUUUACACAAACGUUUACGAUUGGAAUCAAAUCACUAAAGGCGCUACAGUAGAUGGAGCAAUGCUAUGGUAUCAAAAACUAUCCUUACAUUUGUGUCAGCUUACAGCGAUCACACGCUUGUUACAGUACUAUAGCGUCAGAAUUGGCUUCUACACAAACGUUUACGAUUGGAACCAGAUCACUAAAGGUGCUACCGUAGAUGGAGCAAUGCUAUGGUAUUGGAACAUCAACGGUGGAGGCCCAAGUGGUGAAACACCUGCCAACUUUAACGAUUUCCGCCCGUUUGCAAAAUUUACGAAGCCAACAAUGAAACAGUUUGGGCAGAUGGAACAAGUGUGUGGAGUUACAGUGAACAGGGACGUUUACUUACUGGAGAAGUCGAAUCACAUCCUUGCUGACUUAAAGGAGAAACAAAGCGAUGAGCUAAUUGUUGGCAACCUUGGCACCAACAAAUUUACAGAACUGCUAUCAACUGCAUGA
Messenger RNA from Strongylus vulgaris, 684 nucleotides. The record is from the annotation of a GenBank genome assembly. Lineage: Eukaryota; Metazoa; Nematoda; Chromadorea; Rhabditida; Strongylidae.